AUGAAAAGUCUGAAAGCAAAGUUUAAAAAGACAGAGAGUCAGGACUGGAGUAAAAGUGAUGAGAGGCUCCUGCAGGCUGUGGAGCAGAAUGAACCGGAUAAAGUCUCGGCCCUCAUUGUCAAAAAAGGCCUGUGUCCCACCAAGCUGGAUGCUGAGGGCAAGUCGGCCUUUCAUCUGUGUGCAUCCCGAGGUCGCCUGGACUGUCUGGAGGUCAUCAUCUCACACAGAGCAGACGUCAACAUCAUCGACGGGGCUGGUUUCAGUGCGCUUCACCUCGCAGCCAAAAACGGACAGUCAGACUGCCUAAAGAGACUGUUGCAGGAGAGGAUGUCAGUAGAUUGCGCUGACAGCAUUGGCAGGACGGCCCUUCAUCAUGCAGCGGUCAGCGGCUGCUCGUCCUGCACAGAGACUCUGUGGGACUUUAAAGCCAAUCUGGACGUCCAGGACAGUGACGGAGCCACGCCUCUGAUCUUAGCCGCCCAGAUGAGCAGAGUGGAGCUGUGUGUCUUCCUGUUGGGUCGAGGUGCCAAUGCAAACAUACAGGACAACCAGGGAAGGUCUGCGUUGAUGCUGGCCUGUGAGAGCGACAGCGUGGAGACUGUGGAGGUUCUGCUGCGAGGCGGCGCCAACACACAGCUUGUCGACACGCUGGGACACAAAGCGUCCGACUACAGCACGACCACAGGAAACCAGCGCAUCAUUCAGAUGCUGCAGGAUGGAAUCCCUUCAGGCGCCUCAUCAGUGCAAGGGGGGACCACCCCCCGCAAACGGAAAGCUCCUCCGCCGCCACGCUCGCCUCUGCAGGGUUUGCCGCCCUCCCCACAGCCCAGUCCAGACCCUCCAGCUCAGUCCCCUGAGCCCCAGCCGUCACCUUCUCCUUCUCCACAGCCUCCAGACUCCCAGGCAUCCGCCCAGGGUGAAGAUGAGGAGGUGUUUGAGGAGAUCCGACGGCUUCGCCUGGAGAGAGGCCGUCUGCUCCAGAAGAUUAAAGCCUUGGAGCAGCAGCAUCAGAGCGCCCUCUCUGCCUUGGAGGAGUUGUCCCAACUGAAGCAGCGUCUAGCGGAGGCCGAGGCAGAAAGAGACCGGCUGCUGGAGGAGCUGAAGGGGGCUCAUGGAGUCGGGGCCAGUGACUCUGAGGACAUGGAUGAAAUGUUGGACUUCCCAGAAAAGCUGCUCUCGAAGCGCUCCAGAGCUGCUCAGGAUGAGGACACUCCUCAAGCGGACUCAGCCGGCCCCCCUCCUGCCCCUGGAGACCCAGGAACUGUUGCUGAGCUGCGCAAACAAAUAGAGGAGCUUACCUCCCAGAACUCUGAACUGGUUCUUAAAGUGCAGAUGCUGGAGAUGUUUGAGAAGGACGACACAGACAUGCAGACCUCCAGUUCUGACUUUGUCCCCAUAGCUCAGUAUGAGACCCUGAGGAGGGAGUUUGAAGCCCUGCAGGAGCGCCUCUCUCAGGCCCAGGCGUCAGAUGAAGCCUCCAGUGUGGCAGAAACACAAGGUGAUGAGAAAGAAGGAGGUGCAGAUGCAGAGACCACAGAAGCUCUUAAGGAGAAGCUGCGUGGGCUGGAGGAGCAGCUGGCCUCUUCCCAGUCUGAGCUGGAGGAGCUGAAGGAGCAGAUGCGCCUCGGGGUGCUUUCUGUGGAGUGCGGUGAAGGAGAUCCUGCAGCAGCAGGUGCAGGGGCUUCAGACGACGGUCCGAGCCAGGAGGCGCAGCAGCUGAGAGCCAGGGUGGCGGAGCUGGAGGAGGAGCUUGCUAAGAGGCAGGGCGAGGCUGGGGGUCAGAGCGGCCCAGAGAGUGACACAAUCAAACAGCUGACAGGGAAAGUCGAAGAGCUGCAGGCUGCACUGGCCCAGAAGGAGUCUCCGAAAGAGGAAGAGGAGGCAGAAGGAGGAGAAACAGUGAAGUGCCUUCGUGACAAAGUCUCUGAGUUGGAGGCAGCCCUGGCAGAAAGCAGGACGUCAGGGAACGAGGGAGGAGCAGCCGGGGACGGGGGUCAGGUUCGUCGCCUUCAGGAGCGCCUGGGCGAGCUGGAGGGGGAGCUGAGGAAGUGUGUUCCCCGAUCGGAGCUGGAGGAGGUGCAGGUGACUCUGGGGCUCCAGUGUGAGCAGCUGGCGAGGGAGAGGGCAGAUGUGGCCAGAAGGCUCAACGAUGCUCUCCUGGAGCUGGAGCGGCUCAGGCCUCCACGUGGAGAUGAGGAGGAGGAGGAUGAGGAGGAGGAGGAGCGUUCAGAGAGCUCAGAGCGUUCAGCCAUAUCAGAGCACUCCAGACGCAGCUUGGCGGCGGUGAGGGAAGAACUGGAGGUCGCCCGGCAGGAAGCAGCUCAGGCCCUGGACUGUCUGUGCGCUGAGCGGGAAGGCCGGGCGCAGGAUGCCCUGCAGCUGAAAGACGCCGUGCCAUUCUCCAAACAUAAGGAGGCGCUGUCUGCGGUGUCGGAGCAGCUGGCUCAGACGCUGCAGGAGCUCCAGGAGGAGAAGAACCUUCGGGGCCAAGCUGAGGAGCAGGCGGCUGCACUGGAGGCCAAGCUGGAGGCCAUGCAGGACGCUGUUCCCAAAGAGGAGCAUGAGAACGUCAAGGCGGAGCUGCAGCGCUCCCUGCAGGCCAGCGAGAGCAGUGCAGCGGCAGCUCAGGACGCUCUGACUGAGAAGGAGAUGGAGCUGAGAGAGCUGAAAUCCCAGAAGGCCGCUGAACAGGGUCUGAUCUCUAAGGAGGACCACGAGGCUCAGCGGCUCUCUCUGCAGGCUGAGAUCAACGCCAUCACGGCCCGAUUCAACGAUCUGACUCGCAAACAUGAGAAGACCUGCACUGAGGUGUUCCAGGUGCAGAGGGAGGCGCUCUUCAACAAGAGCGAGCGGCAGGUCGCAGAGUCUCAGCUGGUCACGGUGCAGCAGCAGCUCAGUGAGCUACAGGCCCAGUCCAGCCACAUCCAGGAGCUCCACAAGGGCAUCCAGGAGUCCCAGGGCCUGGUCAAGGAGAAGGACCGCAAGAUAACGGAGCUGUCAAAGGAGGUGUUCCGGCUAAAGGAGGCCCUGGGGGCUCUUUCACCUCCUCUCGGCAUCACCUCCUCCUCGUCUUCUUCAUCCGUCCAUCACGGUAACCCUGGACAGCAAGUGGCCCUGCAGAACAGGAUAGGAAUACUCACCCAGCAGCUGCAGGACUGGGAGAGGAAACACAAACAGGUGGUGACUGUAUACCGCUCCCAUUUACUGGCGGCUGUACAGGGUCGUAUGGAUGAAGAGGUGCAGCAUCUGUUGCUUCAGAUCCUGAGGAUGACGCAGCAGGGACACUGAGCUCUGCCUGCAGCUUCCUCUUCGUCUUCAGCGUUACGUAGCUGCUCGAUCACAGCAGCCUGUGGGACCAGAAUGGUAAAGUCCAAAAAGCCAAAUACAACCCAUCUGUGGUCAGACAUACAGUAGCCGCAUGCGUACCAUAUAGUAACCUAAACCACAGCCUUCAGGCUCGACCCAGAACCAAACGGUGAAGCAGCAGAACGUGGAGUGCCUUCCUUAUGUGUCAGGGCUUCGUGGAUGUGGAUGCAGAGUGGUUGUUUAGACAUCAGGUGAACUGACUGUGUGAAAAAGCCUCUCGAUUUUGUAUGACGUUCUUAUAAUAAAAAGGAAAACAAUAGUUG
Molecule: messenger RNA, 3629 nt
Organism: Stegastes partitus (bicolor damselfish)
Lineage: Eukaryota; Metazoa; Chordata; Actinopteri; Pomacentridae
Gene: ankrd24
Product: ankyrin repeat domain 24
Exons: 21
Coding region: 1-3288 (1095 amino acids)
Molecular function (GO): actin binding
Source: RefSeq, a predicted model, not a curated record